CCAGCGGAGCCAGAGCUUUUUCCAAGCACUUCUCCAAGGCUGUGGAUCAUACUCAGCCCUUGGGAUUAUGACUCAGAACGGGGCUGGGUGGUCAAGCACUCCUUGGAAGUGUCCUCUAGCUUUUUCGUUUAUUUGUAGAAUCCCACGAGGGCCAAUUUGGGGAUCUUGUUGCUCUUGCAUGAGUCCUGUGGUUCUGUUGGCUGUCGUACCCUCACAUGAGAAUUAGCAGAGAACUGCAGCAGCUUAGCACUUCCUUGCCUUUCACCCUUCCUCCCCAAUGUGCAGACUUGACCUUGGCCCGGUCCUGAGCCUCUAGAGCCUGGCAGCUUGACCCCAAAGAUGCAGAUCUUGUGUCCAAGGGCCCAGUUUGGGGCAACUGUGGAUUUUUUUUUUUUCUGUUCUUUUUUCCCUUCUUUCAGAAAUGAGAGAAGCUGUUUAUAUAUUCCCUUAUUUGACACAACGUGGGGAAAGAGAAAAACAGAGCAAGCUCUUCUGCCUUAUUAGCUUUUUAUCAGAGAAACCAGCAACAUUUGGCAAUAAUGGCCUCUCAGACAAAGUUGGAAGAUAGAGUCCAAGGUUAACUUUAUGGCCAAGGGCACUUUUGAAAAAGUCUAAAGAUAGAGUUUAUGUGUUGAGUACUGUUAAGUGCCGUUACUCUUUAAAAUAUUUGUACUUGAUACUUUCGUAUUAUUUUAAAGAACUUGGCUUGUUAAGCCAUUUCUGUAAAAAGUCCUAUGAAAAUGCUAAAGGCCUAAACAAGCUUUUAAAAUCCUGUAGGAUUUCUCCUUCAGUGGUCUGCUGGGGCAUUUUAUUAAAUAUUUAUUUAGAUGAGGUUUUUUUUCUUUACUCUUUAUUUCACCCCCAGACAUCAGACCCCCUUAUUCCUUCUCCGUUGAUUUCAUGGCAGAUCCCAGGUAACAGGGCUCGUGAUAGACACUCCACCCAAAAUGGCGUUAAAAGGUGUGGGGAGGGGGGGAGGACAGAAGGGCUAAAAGGCCAGGAGGUAGAUUUUCAGGCACUUCUGGAUCCAGGGGCUCAGGUGGCAUCUUGAGGCAUCUCUGUCCCUUUAUCCCUCAGCAUUGCUUUCCUCGUGUGAGCUGCUUUUCCGGUCAGGCUGUGCUUACGGGGAGGUCCCAGCAGCUCUGGCUUUACGUCAGCCUCACGGUUAGCGCUCCGCCCCCCCACCAGCGAGGAAGCUGCUCUCGUCCAACAGCGCAUGCAGACGCCCUGCGUUUGGCUCUGAUUGGACAGACUUGGGUGAUGUGAGCAAUCCUGAACCAAUCACAGUGGCCAGGAGGGCAGACUAGGCUGAUGGGGCUGGGCCGGGCCAUAGGGUUCCCACCAGGACCAGGGAUGGUUUACGUCAGCCCCACUGGUUUCACAUAGGUUCGGGGUGCAGACUCCCAGAGGACUAUGAGACGGAGAGGAAAUACUCGCUGGGCAGACAGAAUAGAAAGCCCGUUACUUGGAAUAGUAAGACAUAAAAGCCUUAAUCUGGAAACUUCUGAAUCCCAUCACAGCCACACCUGUCCCCAAAGGUGGCUUUACCUCUUAGAGAAAAAGAACUGUCUAUUCCUCCCAGCACAUGGAGUAUUAAUAGUUGGCGUUUAUUAAAUGUUUCUUUUCUUCAUGCAAAUGUCUGCUCUCAUCUGUCUAUGCUAUCUAUCCAGCUGGUAGUAAUGAAGAAUGAAAAGGUCCCUGGCCUCCAGAAGUUUACCUUCUAACCCAAAAGUCGCUUAACAAGUGUAUUAACUGUUGCUGUAUAACAGUUUACCACAAACUAUAGACUUAAAAGAACAUGUGUUAUCUCACAUUUUCAGUGUGUUAGGAGUCCUGGCUCAGCUGGCUCCUUUGCAAGACUACAAGCACAGUGUUACCUACCAGGGGUGGAUUCUGAUUUGAGGCUCAACGGGGGAUGGAUCCACGUCCAAGCCCACAUGGUGGUAGGCAGCAUCCAGUUCCUUGCAGGCUCUGUGGCACCGCACACGUGGCAGCUUGCAUCUUUGAAGCCACCAGGAGAGAGAUUCUCUUAGCAAGACCGGCAUUACUUUCUUAAUGUAGUGUAAUCAUCCCUUGUGGAACAGGCAUGGUGAGCAAGUGACAACCUCUCUGUGCAUUGACUUCUUCAGUCUGUAAAGAGAAUGCCGCCCAACCGGAGUCUUUGGGAGACUGAGGUGCUCUGCGGGCCUGCCAUGAAACCAGAGUUCCUUGAAAUUGGCUCCAGAGGGGACCCCAAUAGAUGUGACAUCUGGGGAAAUACUCCUCUGCAUUAUGCAGCCUCCAAUGGUCAUGCCCACUGUGUUUCAUUCCUGGUCAACUUUGGUGCCAACAUCUUUGCCCUAGACAACAACUUACAGUCUCCCCUGGAUGCUGCUGCCAGCAGAGAGCAAAAUGAAUGUGUUGCUCUCCUGGAUAAGGCUGCCACUGCCCAGAAUAUCAUGAACCCCAAGAAAAUUACCAGGCUGAAGGAGCAGGCUCAGAAGAAUGCUAGGAGGCAGAUCAAAGAAUGUGAGAAGCUCCAGGAGAAGCACCAAAAUAAGAUGGCUCGCAACUACGGCAAGGAGGAGUCUGGGACUCUUUCUUCUUCCAAGGGCACUUUCUCCACGUCAUCCCUUUCAAAUGCUGCUGCUUCUGGUACAUUUGGGUCACUGUCUAAGGGCAUUAAAGACACCUUCAAGAUAAAGUUCAAGAAGAACAAAGAUACAGCAGAGCAGGUAGGAAAGGAGAGCAGAAGUGGGCAGAGGAAUGUGAUGCAAGUGUUCAGUGAAGAGGAAGAAGGUGCAUUCUCAGGGGACUUCCAAGACAAGCUCCAGUUCUCAGAAGAGGAGGACAGAUGUGCGCAACAUGAAUCCAUUCUCAACCGUCCAGGUCUAGGAAAUAUUGUUUUAAGAAGGAACAAGAUAACAAGUUCCGAAGACAUCUCAGACAGCAAGAGGGAAUUUGGGUUUAAAAUGAGCAGUGAAUUGCUACAGAGACAGGGAACAGCAGAGGCUGAUGAAGCUGAGCCUGAUGAAGAGGAAGAGGACAACAGCCAUGAAGAUGAUCUGCCUUGGGAUGAGGAUGAAGUGGAGUGGGAGGAAGAUGUGGUUGAUGCUACUCCUCUGGAAGUAUUUUUGUGGUCCCAUCAUCUGGAAGAAUUCCUUCCCAUUUUCAUGAGAGAGCAGAUUGAUCUAGAAGCUCUGUUGCUUUGCUCUGAUGAGGACCUUCAGAGUAUACAAAUGCAGCUCGGUCCCAGGAAGAAAGUUCUUAAUGCCAUAAACAGAAGGAAGCAGGUGCUCCAACAGCCUGGACAACUGGUCGACACCAGCCUCUGAUGGAAUGUUGGGUCCACAGGGUGAGUCUGCAGCAAUGGGGUGAUGCUGUGGCCCAUGGAAACACUCAGGCAACACCCCCUCUGCCCAAUACCAGACCACUGGGAAUGGUUUCUAGGGUUUCAGAGAUACCUUCCUAAGAAAGAGGCCCUAACUGUACUCUGAGAAAUACUCUAUACCUGUGUACUCUGACCACCAGUGAGCAACCCAAGGAGACCUGGGAAUAAAAAAAUGGUGUUUUUCUUCAAUUAUCUUUUUGAUAUUAUUGUAUAUAGAAAGGGUUAAAUGGAUGACAGAGAAGGGAAUAACUUUCUUUUCCAACUCUGGACUUAAAAAUUACAAUCUCUCAUCACACAAGUGUGCUGUGUACUUUCUGAUCCUCAAAGCCUGGGGACUCCCACUCCAGUUCUGUUCUUAGCUCUAUGACUUUGUCUGUUGGUGGAGACUUGAGUUCCUCCAUUGGCCUGAGGCUUCAUGCCCAACUUAAAUGUGUCUAACCCCUCAACAGAUGUUUACAUGUUUACAAAUAAUGGACAUGGGUCUAUAAUACUCCUGCCUGGGAAACGAGAUAGAGUGGAAGGUAGGGAGAGUGAAGAAAGAAAUAGAAUACAGGGUACCUUUUAUAUAAUAUGAAUUGUAUCUCCCCCAAAUUCAUAUGUUGAAACCUUAAGCCCCAACAUAACUGUAUUUGGAGGCAGGACCUUUAAAGAGGUGAUUAAGGUUAAAUGACAUCAUAAGGGUCAGAAGGGAUGCAAAUGGAUGGUGUCCUUGUAAGAGGAAGAGACACCAGGGAGGCACAUGCACCAAGAAAAGGUCAUGUGAGGACACAGCAAGAAGACAGCCACCUGCAAGCCAAAGAGAGAGGCUUCAGGAAAAACCAAGCCUUCCAACACCUUGAUCUUGCACUUCCAGGCUUCAGAGAUGUAAAAAAAUAAAUUUCUGUUGUUUAAGCCA
Molecule: messenger RNA, 4265 nt
Organism: Ailuropoda melanoleuca (giant panda)
Lineage: Eukaryota; Metazoa; Chordata; Mammalia; Carnivora; Ursidae
Product: ankyrin repeat and SAM domain-containing protein 4B
Exons: 4
Coding region: 2142-3314 (390 amino acids)
Biological process (GO): brush border assembly
Molecular function (GO): protein binding
Source: RefSeq, a predicted model, not a curated record